AUGAUCCGCAAGAGAGCAGGAAACAUGCAGACCACCUUAUGGACUGCUCUGGACAUGUUCGACAAGCAUCGACAGACCAUACAGUAUUAUGAGCACGCUGUGCAACACAACUCGAAUGCCAUCCGACACGCGAGGCCUAUUAUGACUAGAUCAGAUGCCGAGCACAGUGAAGCUCUUUUCAACUUCUCGGCUUUGACAUCCCUUUUUGCAUUUGCGGAGCCGCCGUUGAGAAGGGUACAACGACAGCAGCAAGCACACCAUGAUUUGCUUGAUGACUUACUCGAUGCUUUCCGCAUGGGCAAGGGCAACCGCGCCGUCAUGUCUUGCCAUGCCGAGAAUCUAACAGAGGUCAAGCAGACGAAUGACAAGCGUUGGUCGGUAGAUAAAGAUUCAACCAAGUCUAGUCUGGAGAUGGAAUAUCCUCAAUUAGCCAGGCUCCGUGACAUGGUGCGGACGUCCUGCGACAACCAACGACAGACAGCGGCGUGUUGUAUCGCUCUUCAAGAACUAUUUGGAAACAUAUCCGCAUUGUCCAAGCACUCUGGGAACCACUCCAGCGCCUACAUUAUCAUGACCUGGGCAAGCAAUCUCGACCCACUGUUCAUGGACAUGUGCGAGGCACGACACCCUGUCGCACUAGUCAUCCUCGGCCAUUAUGCAGUCAUGAUACAUCUGAGACGAGCGAUGUGGUUCUUCGCCCUCUGGCCAAGACUCCUACUCACAUAUACACGCGAGCGGCUCCCAUCGGCCUUUGAUCACUAUCUAGACUGGCCAGCUGAGACGCUGGAAUACUGUUCAACAACAGGAGCUGAGUAA
Recurvomyces mirabilis is the source of this 816-nucleotide messenger RNA. RefSeq lists its product as uncharacterized. The coding region runs from base 1 to 816 and encodes 271 amino acids. Gene Ontology annotation, molecular function: DNA-binding transcription activator activity, RNA polymerase II-specific. Gene Ontology annotation, biological process: regulation of transcription by RNA polymerase II. The record is from RefSeq and is a predicted model, not a curated record. Lineage: Eukaryota; Fungi; Ascomycota; Dothideomycetes; Mycosphaerellales; Teratosphaeriaceae. The transcript has 2 exons.